Molecule: messenger RNA, 1566 nt
Organism: Ornithodoros turicata
Lineage: Eukaryota; Metazoa; Arthropoda; Arachnida; Ixodida; Argasidae
Product: heat shock protein 30-like
Exons: 1
Coding region: 407-997 (196 amino acids)
Source: RefSeq, a predicted model, not a curated record
UCCAAGACACACUUAAUCCCAGGCGCCUGCACACCCACAGGCCUCUUUCCCGCACGUUCCCACACCUCCUUUCUUCCACGUCACGGCCUUAAAAUGCGUAUGACGUAACUUCUGCUGCCGUAACGGUAAUAAAAGGACCGCAUUUCGCGGAUGCCGGUAUCAUUCUGCAGACAGCAGCUACUGGUGCCUGUAAGUGAUCAACGAGUAUCCUCUAGUCCGUGCAAGUGCUCCCGUGCGACAAGUGGAAUCCGUGCGCUACGAAUUUACUUUGUGGACUGUCACUUUCACAGCACGUUGGACCGAAGUCUCGCUGCGAACCAUAGAAGAUUUCCUGUGAAGUAGAAGGAGAAGACUUCAAAAGUAUUGCCGCGUUCAUUUCCUCUGCUCUCUGGAUAACAUAUCCGAAAUGUCCUCCCCUACGAAAGAUUCUUUGGCACUCAGCGAGGCCGGGAAAGAAUCCCUGAUUCCGGUAAUCUUCAAUGGCCAGCCACAAUUCCCCAAUAAGAAAGCCCUCUCCAAGACGCGUAUUGUCCAGGACACAGUUGAGAAGAAGUGUCCAGUUGUGUCCGUCGAAGACGACCCUCUGCAACAAGAGUGGGCAGAGUUUUUGGAAGACUUCCCCCACUGCAGUCGAUAUCUUGAGCCGGGGUUCCUUGACAACCAGUUUCCCGCACUGCGUCAGCGACUGGAGGAGGACGGCACAGAUGAGUUCGGCUGUCAGGUUGACAUCGGUGGGUUCGAUGCAGAAGACAUCAGCGUCAAUGUGAAAGACGGCAACGUCACUGUUACGGGGAAGAAAGAAACGUUGUUGGAUGACGGCGAGACGUACAGGCUGGAGGAACGCUCGACCGGAAUGCGUCUUCCUGAAAACGUGAGUGACGACCAGGUCAGCUCCGAACUGACCGAAGACAUGAAGGUACGUGUCUCUGUGCCAGCGUUCGAUGACUCUCGACCAUGUUCGUCAGCAUCUGCAGAUAGUUCUUUGGCGGAGAGGUGAGAACACGUUGUUGAGAACAUUGAAACAUCUCAUCACGGACUUAACGGACUGCUCGCAAAGAGCAAGACGCCGUGUUCCACUGUUCGGUUAAUACAACUGCCCAAAUGCGGAGAAACGGAGCCAGCUGAAUGAACCAACAGCUUUCCAUCGUUGGAGAACCGGAACGUUUCUGGACAUCCUUCUGUGAUAACCUUGCAGAAGGCGCAGUUGAUCCUUGUUUCAAGUGUAACCAACAUUGUUCCCGCGUUGCCAAAUGUGCCCAAUACUGAGUCUGUAUGAAGUGCACAGUCCAAGUACUUGACCUGAUUGAUUGAUUGAUUUUAAAAGAAGUACUUGACCUAUAUUUACGUUUCUGAUUGCUUGCACCACGCGAACUAACUCGUGGUAAAUAAUUGUUGUGGUAAAUUUGUGACGCAUCUUUCGGCGGAGACGUUCAUUUGUGUCUGUUCCAACAUUACUCGCGUAAUUACCGCAUAUUCGCCACUAAUUCGACGUUCAAUUGAGAAAACCAGUUGCUCGCACUGUGAACAUACCAGAAUAGAGCUGUAGUAAAGAGAUUAACUAAUGCG